Messenger RNA from Adineta steineri, 1596 nucleotides. The record is from the annotation of a GenBank genome assembly. NCBI's taxonomy places the organism in Eukaryota, Metazoa, Rotifera, Eurotatoria, Adinetida, Adinetidae.
AUGCCAAAAAAUUUAACUAAAUUUAAUACAGGUUGGCUUAGUCGAGUCGAUUGCAAUAACGAUCCGGUGAAAUCGUGGUUAAAAAGUGGUUCAAAAGAAUCAACUUUUAAAUGUAGUGUAUGUCAAACAACUGAUCUCGAUUGUGGAAAUCAAGGUUGGAAAGCAAUCGAACAACAUAUGAAAAAUUCUAAACAUAUACAAAAGUUUAAUCAAUGGAAAAAAAAUACGAAAUUUACUGUUUUAUCUGAACCAUCAUCAUCACGUCCUGCUAAUGAAUCAACAUCUAAUUUUACCUCUAUUGCAUUUUUGGAGAAAAACAACAACAAAGAUAAACCUCUAAGUUUAGAAGAUCAAAUAACAAAAGCUGAAAUUCUUUGGUCUUUAAAUGUUGCUCAAAAAGGAUUUAGCUACAACUCUUGUGAUGAAUUAAAUGAAUUAUUCUCUUUAAUGUUUCCUGAUUCUUCUAUUGCUAAAAAAUUUAGUAUUCAAUCCGACAAGAUGUCUUAUGUCAUUUCACAUGGUUUAGGACCUUAUUUUAAAAAAAAAAUGAUUGAAGAUGUUAAAAAAGCUGAUAAAUUUGUACUUAUAUUUGACGAACAAACUAAUAAUCAAAAUAAAAAGCAAUUGGAUAUGUUUUUUAGAUAUUGGUGCAAUGAAAAACAAAAGGUUGUAAAUAGAUUUUACAAAUCAGUUAUAUUAGGUCAUGCAUAUGCUACAACAAUUCGUGAUAUUAUUCUUGAAUCAUUUGCUACUGAUGGAUUAAAUUUAAAUCAGCUCCUUAUGCUUGGCAGAGAUAAUCCAAAUGUUAAUAUUUCACUUGAAAAUUUGAUAAAUAUGGAAAUGAAAAAACAAGGAGGGUGUUUAUUGAGAAUUGGUGGUUGCACCAUUCAUACGGUGCACAACGCUUUUAGAAGUGGUAUGGUAUCGUCAAAAUGGUAUGUGGAUAGUUUUUGUUUGGAUCUAUAUUCUUGGUUUAAAUGUUCACCAGCUCGGAAGGAAGAUUUUCAAAAUGUAGUGGACGAUAUUGAUUCUGCGUUAGAAAAAACAAUUUUAUAUUUUUGUGUUACAAGAUGGGUUUUAAUGGGAAAAGUUGUUGAUCGAAUUUUAAUUCAAUGGGAAGUUAUUUCUGAUUAUUUUCUUCGAUUUUUACCUGAAAAACAACCUUCUCAAAUCCAGAAAAAUAAACGUUAUGAUAAUAUCAAAUCAAUUUUAUCAUCAAAUUUAUCAAAAGUUAAACUUAAUUUUGUUUUGUUUUUAUGUCAAAAUAUAUUCGAUCGUUUUUUAACAUUCUUUCAAUGUGAAGAACCUUUGAUUCAUUUAUUAUAUAAAGAACUUACUGAAUUAUAUCGAAAUGUUCUUUUGGCAUUCUUAAAACCAGAUUCUGUUCAACAAAAGUCUGGACAAGAAUUGUUAAAAAUUGAUCUUGAGCAAUCUGCUAUAUGGGUUGCAGAUAAAGAAAUUAGAAUUGGUGAACAGACAAAAAAAUUAAUAUCAUCACUUAAUUUCGAUGAAAAAAAAUCUUUUUAUGAAGAUGUUCGAAAGAUUUAUAAAGCAAUUGCUGCUUAUAUGAAGAAAAACCUUCGCAAUUUGAUUUAA